Messenger RNA from Staurois parvus, 456 nucleotides. The record is from the annotation of a GenBank genome assembly. Lineage: Eukaryota; Metazoa; Chordata; Amphibia; Anura; Ranidae.
AUGGACGAGGAAGCGGAGCAGCAGGCCAAGUCUGGGCCCGGGGGGCGGCUGGAUAUGAAUCAUGGCUUCGUUCAUCACAUCCGCCGAAACCAGAUAGCGCGAGAUGAUUAUGACAAGGAAGUAAAACAAGCUAAAGAGAAGCAAAAGAAAAGGUAUACCCCAAGGCCUUCACGCCCCAAGAAACCGGACUUGCAGGUUUACCACCCCCGUCAGAGAGAGGAUGACAUUAGUGAGAGCAGUUCAAGUACGGACCCUGAGCAGCUUGGAAAUCAACUCUUCUGUUUGGAGUUUGAGGCAGACGAUGGCGAGGUCACAUCUAUCAUUGUGUAUGAGGAUGAUGAUGCUGAGCAGGUUGCAGCAAAGAUAUCCAUUCAGAACCAGCUGGAAGCCAAGAUGAAAGAAGCCCUUAAAAGAAGGAUCCAAGAAGAAAUCACCAAGAGACGAGUGCACCGCUGA